AAAAAUGGUAGUACAGUCACGUAAAUAAGUUUCUUUUAUCUUCACGUGCGGCGCACGAAAAGAAGUAUUUUCUUGACCCAUGUUUGUUUGGUCUUUAGCCUAAAUAAUGGAUAGCUCAUUACCUGUGUUUAUAGACUUACCUGAAAAAGAUCAGGCUAAAGAAAUACGACAAUAUUUGAACUCUGCUGGAGCAGAUCUUGGUGAUUAUAGUAAGGAAAAUAUUCAUGACGAGCUAUCAAGUUUAUUAGAUGCUUGUGAUAACUGGUUGAAGUCUGCCAGCGAUGCUGACCUGGAGGCAAUGAUGAAUAGUUUUAUUUCAUUGAUUCUUUUUUGUGCAAAUGAUGCCAAGCUGACGAAGAAAUUCAUAUUAAAGCUUACUGAUAUUGGAGCAUCAGAAAAUAAUGCUUUAUUACGUAUUAAAUUAUUAAACAAUUUUUUCAUUGGUCUGCCAGACAAUAAUCCUUUGCGUUAUGAUGUUUAUAUUGGCCAACUUCAGCUAUCUAUAAAAUUUGGACACACAAAAAUGAUGACAACACAAUUAAAAAAAGUCAAAGAAUGGCUAGGAGUUUGGAAUGUAGAAUUGGAGGAGAAACGUACUUGUUACAGAUUACUGCAUGCAGCAUUAAAGCACGAACAUCGAAGCGAUGAAGCGACUCGAGUUAUGUUGGAAUUAUUAUCUACCUAUGAUGAAGAAUGUGCCUCACUAGCAAAAGAUGAUGCUGUAGAAUGUAUCAUUGACUUCAUAUCUAAACCAGAUGUUUUUAUUAUGGAUCAUUUGCUUCAACUGAAGCCUGUAUCUGCUCUUAAAGGGCAGCUAAUACACGAAUUGCUGACAAUAUUUGUUUCUGGGCAACUCACUGAUUACAAUACCUUUUGCACAAAUAAUCCAGAUUUUAUAGAAAAAUCAGGACUAGACCAUUUGGCUAAUAUUGAAAAAAUGAAAAUCUUAACAAUGAUAUCACUGGCAAAUCAAGAAAAGGAAAUAACAUAUCAAAAAAUUAUACAAACAUUAGGUCUCACUGAAGACAAUCUUGAAGAAUUUGUUAUUGAAUUGGUGAAAUCUGGACUUGUUCAUGCAAAAAUUGAUCAAAUUAAUGAACGAAUAAUUAUCAGAUCGGUUGGGUUUAGAACAUUUGGUAAAAAUGAGUGGGAGUCACUGCAACAAAAGCUUCAGACAUGGGUCACUAAUCUAAACGUUAUCAAAACAAACUUGGAGCAAGUCGUACAAUCUUAAUGAACUCAAUAAAUUUAUAUAUUAA
Messenger RNA from Hydra vulgaris (swiftwater hydra), 1259 nucleotides. Its product is annotated as eukaryotic translation initiation factor 3 subunit M. The record is from RefSeq and is a predicted model, not a curated record. Gene Ontology annotation, cellular component: cytoplasm; eukaryotic translation initiation factor 3 complex. Gene Ontology annotation, biological process: cytoplasmic translational initiation. Gene Ontology annotation, molecular function: translation initiation factor activity. Lineage: Eukaryota; Metazoa; Cnidaria; Hydrozoa; Anthoathecata; Hydridae.